Drosophila melanogaster (fruit fly) is the source of this 966-nucleotide messenger RNA. RefSeq lists its product as uncharacterized. Lineage: Eukaryota; Metazoa; Arthropoda; Insecta; Diptera; Drosophilidae. The record is from RefSeq and is marked reviewed. The transcript is spliced from 2 exons. Bases 475 to 873 code for a protein of 132 amino acids. Gene Ontology annotation, biological process: vacuolar proton-transporting V-type ATPase complex assembly.
AGUCGUGAUUGGGGUUGCACCUAUUCUAGCGCAAACAACACAUACACGUGCACGUGACGACAAUGAGUAAAAAACCGCAUUCCAUAAAAGUUCCCACCCAAUACAGGGCGACUGCCAAGAUUUUGAAGGCGGCACUGGAGCAGCAGAAGUGCAUCAAGACCCUAAUAUUUGCAGAGAAGCAUGCCCGUACACGCUCUUUGCAUACGGUUCUGAAAAAAUUUAGCGAAAAUCGUGUGGCACUGGAAAAGGCCAUCGAAGAGACAGGACUGCUCAGGGACAAUCCCAGUUUUGAUCCCAGUUUGGCCAAGAUUCUAGUCACCGAACUGCUGUUUGGCAGGAAGGAGCUGAACGGCGAAAGCAAACCCGUGCAAACGGUGCGAAGUUACAAGGAUCGACUGCUAAAUUCCAUCAGAGAUUUCGGUGUCCAGCGAAAAGGCAGGUUAUCACACCGAUUACCAGUAUUAGCCGGCUGAGAUGGGCAAGAAGAACAGGAAACAACAGCAUGUCGAUGUGGUGCCAGCUACCACUGAUGAUUCCCCGGCUGUCAUUGAUUCUCCCGUGGAGCAUCAUACGCAGCAGGAGGACACCAGUGCGGAGGUCUUCCUCUGGCUGUUGGCCUACAGUGUGCUCAUGUUCACGCUGCCCUUCUUGGGCUUCUAUGGCGUCCGCAGCUGGCUGCAGGAGUCCUUCCCCCAUUUGGACCUUUUCACGGUCAACUGUUGGUCAGUUCUCACGGCUGUUGUGGUUGUUAACCUCGUGGUGGCCAUGUAUGUAUUAAAGGCUUUCCGCGAGAAGCCCCCACCACCCUUGGAACCCGUGCAGCAGGAUGAGGACGACGAGCCGGAAGCUGCGGAGCCAAAGAAAGAACAGUAACUUAAGUGCUGCCAGCCAAGUCCAGAUUAUUUCGAUCGUUUAAAGGACCAGUAACGACUCUUAACAACUCUUAAUAAAUCUUACUUUGGCUAC